CUCCGGUUCUGCCCCCUCCCCCGCCUCGGCGUCUGCGAAGAUAAACGAUAGUUGGCCGGCGAGCACCGAGUGUGUCUCCCGCCGCUGGGUUCGGCGGGCUGCGUGGGACCGGCGGCAUCCCGGCCAGCCGGCCAUGGCGGGGCUGUACUCGCUGGGAGUGAGCGUCUUCUCUGACCAGGGCGGGAGGAAGUACAUGGAGGACGUGACACAAAUUGUGGUGGAGCUCGAGCCGACGGCUGAAGAAAAGCCCUCGUCGCGGCGGUCGCUCUCGCAACCGUCGCCUCCGCAACUGUCACCGCCGGCUGCCGCCAGCGAAGUCCUGGGGAAAGGCCCCGCGGUGGCAGCCCGAGAAACUCGCGCCCCGCCCCCGGACUCCGGGCCCUCGCCAGCUCCCGGCCGCCGCUGCGGCCGCCGUUCCUCGGUGGCGUUUUUCGCCGUGUGCGACGGGCACGGCGGGCGAGAGGCGGCACAGUUUGUCCGGAAACACUUGUGGGGUUUCAUCAAGAAGCAGAAGGGGUUCACCUCGUCCGAGCCGGCGAAGGUUUGCGCUGCCAUCCGUAAAGGCUUUCUCGCUUGUCACCUCGCCAUGUGGAAGAAACUGGCAGAAUGGCCAAAGACUAUGACAGGUCUUCCCAGCACAUCAGGAACAACUGCCAGUGUGGUCAUCAUACGAGGCAUGAAGAUGUAUGUAGCUCACGUGGGUGACUCAGGGGUGGUUCUUGGAAUUCAGGAUGACCCGAAGGAUGAUUUUGUCCGAGCUGUGGAAGUGACUCAGGACCAUAAGCCAGAACUUCCUAAGGAAAGAGAACGAAUCGAAGGACUUGGUGGGAGUGUGAUGAACAAGUCUGGGGUGAAUCGUGUAGUUUGGAAGCGACCUCGGCUCACUCACAAUGGACCUGUUAGAAGGAGCACAGUUAUUGACCAGAUUCCUUUCCUGGCAGUAGCAAGAGCACUUGCAGAAUGGCCAAAGACUAUGACAGGUCUUCCCAGCACCUCAGGAACAACUGCCAGUGUGGUCAUCAUACGAGGCAUGAAGAUGUAUGUAGCUCACGUGGGUGACUCAGGGGUGGUUCUUGGAAUUCAGGAAGACCCGAAGGCUGAUUUUGUCCGAGCUGUGGAAGUGACACAGGACCAUAAGCCAGAACUUCCUAAGGAAAGAGAACGAAUCGAAGGACUUGGUGGGAGUGUGAUGAACAAGUCUGGGGUGAAUCGUGUAGUUUGGAAGCGACCUCGGCUCACUCACAAUGGACCUGUUAGAAGGAGCACAGUUAUUGACCAGAUUCCUUUCCUGGCAGUAGCAAGAGCACUUGGACAACCUGUAUGAAUGGAGCUGAAUAGGAACCAGAGAUCCCUCUGAUUUACCUUCUGGUUUUGACACAGAUUGCUUCUGUGAGUGAAGUUCACUUCACUUCAGGACAGUUAUUCAGGGUAUCAUAUCUGGAUGCAUACAAUGUCUGUUCAUCACUGGUUACUAAUUUUCAUCACCCACUCAAGAGUACACUGCUCCAAAGCUUCCAUGGCCAACUUCUCUGAGAUCUGUGAAGAGCUUCUCUGGAUCUUCUUUGAAGAAGAGUUCUGCAAUUUCAGGGUCCUUCAGGCCCUCUGUUGGGGUAGUUGACAGCAU
Messenger RNA from Manis pentadactyla (Chinese pangolin), 1624 nucleotides. RefSeq names its product protein phosphatase 1D-like. The coding region runs from base 134 to 1324 and encodes 396 amino acids. The transcript has 8 exons. NCBI's taxonomy places the organism in Eukaryota, Metazoa, Chordata, Mammalia, Pholidota, Manidae. Gene Ontology annotation, cellular component: cytosol; nucleus. Gene Ontology annotation, molecular function: mitogen-activated protein kinase binding; cation binding; protein serine/threonine phosphatase activity. The record is from RefSeq and is a predicted model, not a curated record. Gene Ontology annotation, biological process: protein dephosphorylation.